This is a messenger RNA of Zingiber officinale, 1089 nucleotides long. RefSeq names its product isoflavone 2'-hydroxylase-like. The transcript has 2 exons. Bases 1 to 1089 code for a protein of 362 amino acids. Lineage: Eukaryota; Viridiplantae; Streptophyta; Magnoliopsida; Zingiberales; Zingiberaceae. Gene Ontology annotation, molecular function: monooxygenase activity; oxidoreductase activity, acting on paired donors, with incorporation or reduction of molecular oxygen; heme binding. The record is from RefSeq and is a predicted model, not a curated record.
AUGUCUAUCGAAAUUUUCCUCCUCCCCUCUCUGUUUCUCUUCCUUCUUCUCAUUUUUUGCCGUCGGCGCCAAAACCACCGCCGUCUACCGCCCAGUCCCCCUUCCUUUUCGAUUUUAGGCCACCUCCACCUCUUCAACCCGCCGAUCCACCGCUCUCCCGCCGCCAUCUCCGCCGCCCACGGCCCCGUUGUUCUCCUGCACUUCGGUUCCCGCCCCAUCCUCCUCGUGUCCUCUCCGUCCGCAGUCGAAGAGUGCUUCACCAUCCUCGUCCUCGACGUCGCCUUCGCGAACCACCCCCGCUUCCUCGCUGGCAAGAUCCUCGGAUACGACUUCAUCGCCAUCCUGUGGGUGCCCUACGGGUCCCACUGGCGCCGCCUCCGCCACAUCACCUCCAUGCACUUGCUCGCGUUCGACAGCCUACACCAAGACGGCGGCAGUGGUGGCGCGCCGAGGAGGCUGGAUCUGAAGUCGACUUUGUUCGACCUCGUGUGCGCCAUCAUUGAACAGCUGGUGGUUUCGCUGAUAGGGGAGACGCAAGAGCAGAGGCUAAUCAUCAAGGAGAUAGUGAGCGAGGGACUACAGUUGAGCGCGGCGGCCGCGAAUGCAGGGGACGACAUGCCGGAGUUUAUGAGAGUGACGUGGCACGGUUUGGAGAAGAGGCUAAUGAGGCUUCAGAGGAGGAGGGAUGAGUUUUGGGGAAAACUCAUAGUGCUGCACCGAGAGAGACGACAGAGCGAGGAUAAUGGCGACGGCGUCGAUGGGGAAGGAAGGGAGACAGUGAUGGACGUUAUGUUGUCGCUGCAGAACAGAGAUCCGGAACGUUACACGGAUGACAUCAUCAAGCGCGUGAUGAUGGUACGUGCACACUCUUCGUCAUACUACUUAGUUGAGAAGAUUCUAUAUUAUGAUUUUGUAUCAAAAUCACCAAAGUUUACGAAUUUUGUGUGCACAAUUUUCACGGUUUGUCCCAAAGCGGAUUGCUUAAAACAUUCAGCUCAGAUGCUUUUUCACGGUUUGUCCCAAAGCGGACUGCUUAAAAUAUUCAUCUCAGAUGCUUUUUCACGGUUUGUCCCAAAGCGGAUUGCUUAA